Xenopus laevis (African clawed frog) is the source of this 2546-nucleotide messenger RNA. It is a transcript of the gene tll2l.L, whose product is annotated as tolloid like 2 like [provisional] L homeolog. Lineage: Eukaryota; Metazoa; Chordata; Amphibia; Anura; Pipidae. Gene Ontology annotation, biological process: proteolysis. The record is from RefSeq and is marked provisional. Gene Ontology annotation, molecular function: metallopeptidase activity; zinc ion binding; metalloendopeptidase activity. Gene Ontology annotation, cellular component: cortical granule.
GAUAAAUCCUUCAGCUGUUGAAGAACUGAAGCAAAUACCGAGUUCACUAAGGAUGGACUGGGGGGUCUACAGUUACAUUAUAUUCGGCCUAGUGAUGUAUACCACAAGAUUACCCCUAACUACGUUAGUAAAGCCUCUGGAGAGUGAUAAUCAUCCAGAAACAAAUGAACCAACUGAUGUUGAUAUGCUCACCAAAAUCAUUAAAUCCAAUAAAGUAACAGAUAACCUUCCAAAAACAAAUGAAUCAACUGAUGCUGAAAUGGUCACCAAAAACAUCACACACAAUGAAGAUGAUCAUCCAGAAACAAAUGAACCAACUGAUGAAGAAGAUAUUGUCACCAAAAUCUUAGCAUCCAAUAAAGGCAUUGCACAAAUCUUGCACCAGGGAGACAUUGCCGUACACGUCGGACGCAGCACCUCAAAAUGUAAUAAUUGCAAGUGGGACACGUCCUAUAAUGGCAGAGUCUCUGUUCCUUAUGUUGUGUCAUCUGAUUACAAUAGUCGCCAUCUCGCCCUGAUAACUGCGGCUAUGCAGGAGUAUGAAACGCUGACUUGCGUGGAUUUUGUGCCUAGGACCAAUGAGAAGAAUGCCAUCAAUAUAAAUAAUGGAAAUGGAUGUUGGUCCUACAUUGGAAGGGCUGGCGGCAUUCAGGAAGUGUCUUUGUCAAAUCGAAGCUGCAUGUCUAAAGGAAUUAUUCAGCAUGAGAUUAAUCACGCCCUGGGAUUUGUGCACGAGCACGUUAGAUCUGAUCGGGAUCAAUAUGUGGACGUUGUAAUGAAAAAUAUUGCACCAGAUGCGGUGGACAACUUUGCUAUAGAGGUCACAGACAAUCUGGGACUCCCUUAUGACUAUAAAUCAGUGAUGCAUUAUGGCAGGAAUGCUUUUUCUAUUUCACCCCAACUACCUACCUUAAUUACCAAGCCAGACCCUAAUAUUCCAAUCGGACAGAGAGAUGGUCUGACCAACCUGGAUAUCGCUAAAAUAAACAAGUUCUAUAAAUGUGAUAUCUGCAGUACAUUGCUCUCUGAUACCAAUGGGACUCUCUUUUCUCCCUAUUAUUCCUCUGCGUACCCCAAUAAUGUAAACUGUGUCUGGCUGAUCCGGAUCCCAUCCAAGCAGGUCGCAGUCCAGUUCAUGGAGUUCAAUCUCCAGGACUCUCAGAACUGUGUUUCUAAUUAUGUGAAGAUUUACGACGGCGCCACAAGAUCUGAUCCGGUGCUGCUGGACAAGGCUUGUGGGUCCCCACUUUUGCCUCCAAUAAUAUCUACAUCUAACCUGAUGCUUUUGGAGUUUGUCACCAAUGCAGGCCAAAAACUGUCUGGCUUCAAGGCUACAUACAGCACAGUAAGCUGUGGAGGAACCUACAUCAGCCAGUCAAAUAACUUCAGUUCUCCUGGAUAUCCUGCUGAGUAUCCACCAUCAACCACCUGCACUUGGUCUAUUUAUGCCCCUGUAGGAUCCAAGAUUGUACUAUCAAUUAAUGACAUUGACCUGGAAUAUGGGCUCCGGUGCAUGUUUGACAGCCUGAUUAUUUAUGACGGAUACAAGACCACCUCUCCAAUCCUGAAACGUGCAUGUGGGAAUUCCAGUGUUGCAAAACAGGUUUCCAGCGGCAGAUCCAUGCUCUUGGUGUUUAGCAGUGAUAUUUCUGUUCAAAUGAAAGGGUUCCAGGCUUCAUACACUUUAAAGUCUGCAAACUGAAGAAGAGGCGUUUGAUUAAAGGGAUAUUCCACAAUGGUGACUGAAUCUGAAGAGGUUUUAAGGGGACGCACCUGAUUUGUGUGGGAUCCAGAAUGGAAUCCAUCUGCUAAUAUAGUAAAUAAGUGUUUAUAGGGGUUGGGUUAGGGUAGAUCAGUUAGACAAGCAGAUAUUUCACAUUGUUACAGUAGACUGAAAUCUGCUUGUAAAGAUUAAUACCGAUUGCUAAUGUUUCAUUUUUCUGUAUAUUUCAGCAUGUGUAAAUUUGAUGUCAAUAAACUAUUUCUAAACUAAUUCUGCUAAUGAAUGUUUAAUGGAUGUUUAAUAAAUGUUGAAAUUGAUGCUGCGAGCUUCCUAGGUUCUGAAAUUAAGCUCCAGAAAGUGGUUAUAACAUCCCAUAAUUUAAAGCAGGAGAGAAAUCAAAAUGUAGACAAUAUGCAAGCUUCUUCUUGCUCUUGCUCUUGUGUAAAGUGCCCUUAUGUUUUGGCCAACAGUCCUGACGAUUAAAUAUAUUAAAAAAUAUUUAACUGCUGGGAAUCCAGGUCUUCCCCUAUUUUGCAAUAUUUAGUAAAUCGGCCCUAAUGUAUUUGAGUGCCAAGUAGUGACAAAGAGCUGUUGGCCAAAAAAUGUUAUGGGCACUUUAUACCCAGCUUUUAGUGUUUUGAGCAAUGUGUCCAUUCGUCAGAAUGACUUCGACUGCUGACAACACUCAAAUUCAAUUCUGUGUUAUGAGGUGUGAGAGCUCAGCAUCAUUGCUGGACUUUAACACCGUACUAACUUAUUUAGCCUCUGAAAUGUGAGUGGCUUAACAAUUCAAUAAAACUUUAGAGCUGUGUUUAAAGUUGAA